This is a messenger RNA of Symbiodinium pilosum, 722 nucleotides long. Lineage: Eukaryota; Dinophyceae; Suessiales; Symbiodiniaceae. The record is from the annotation of a GenBank genome assembly.
AUGGACGAUGAGGGCCAACAUGAUAUGGCUGAGCGUCUACGCGCUGGAACCUUUCCAGGGGACGAGGAAUUUGCCUUCUACACACGGGCCCUGGGCGGCGCCGUCCUCGUAACGCCGCUUGAAGAACCGCACACAGUUCCGUGCAUCUACGGCGAGGGGCCUGUUCGCUGUGAGAUGGGCUUCGUUUACAGUGUGGACGGCGCUGGAAACUCUGCCGGCCACUAUGUCCUCUUGCAGAGCUGGGCACCACAGACAGAGCCCUGCGAAGAUCCUGACGGCGCCGAUACCCCCGCUGGGCGGCCGGCGGCCAAACCAGCCUACGCUACUUCCCUUGAUGGCUCUGAUCUGGACGAGGAAAAGACAGCCGCCAGCCUUGAGAAUAGGCGAGGGGCAGCUGAGGAUACGCCCUGCGAAGCUUUACCCGGUUCUGGGAACCCCACUACGCUGCUCCAAAACGCGGGCAAUGCCGGCAGCAAGCCCUGCGAGAACGCACAGCCACCGGCACCUCGACAGCGAGGAAACAAGCGCGCGCGGGAAGAGGACGAGAAGCAAUGGGCAUGCGCAGCAACUGCGUUCGGAGAAACAGCUCGCAUCCUCAAGAUCCGACCUGAGUGGUUGGCCCGUAUUUUAUCUGGAGAGAAGAAAAUAGAAAUCCGCGGCGAGGAAUGCCCGCACGUCGGCUGGGUCACUCUGGCGUUGGAACCAAAAGAAUACUUGCGAGG